UGAUCAGUAUUCACAGAACGCUUCACAGCAAGCAUAGUGAGCAGGAUUUUACAGUGAAACAUGUGGCUCCUAGUGUUUUUGUUUGUUUUAUUACCAUUUCUGUACAUAUAUUUCAUCAAAUAUAAAUAUUGGGAGAACAGAGGGGUACCUGGGCCCAAACCUUUGCCCCUCAUUGGAAAUAUGGGCGUGAGUCUCAUCGGAAAGAAAAAUUUGUCAGAAAUUUACGCAGAUAUUUAUCAUAAAUAUGAAGAUUGUCCUUUCGUGGGAAUUUAUAGAAUGUCACAACCGUGCCUACUGAUCAGAGACCCAGAAAUAAUAAAAAACGUUUUGAUCAAGGACUUCAACCACUUCACAGACAACGAUAUCGUCGUUUAUGAAGAUCUCGAUCCUCUUUUAAGUCAUAAUACGUUUAUUCUAAAAGGAGAACCAUGGAAGAGAGCUAGGCAAUUUAUGACACCAAACUUUGCAAGUGGGAAGAUAAAAAGUUUAUUCCCCCUCGCCGAAAACGUAAGCAAAAAUCUCGUCAAGUAUUUGGAAAAGCAAGGGCAUACUGCUAUAGACGCUAAAGACGCUUUCACAAAAUAUAGCUGCGAUUUAGUUGCCGUUUGUGCUUUCGGUAUAGAGGGAAAUAGCUUUGUAGAUCCCAAUGCAGAGUUUCUAACUUUGGCCCGCAAAUUUGUCACACCGGGCACUUCCCUGCAAGGAAUUAAACUAACUCUAGCAUUGCUCAUGCCACAACUCAUAAAAGCGAAACUCGCGCCUAAGAGUUUCGACGAAGGAAUGAUAGAAUUAACCAAUAACACUCUUAAAUAUAGAACAGAUAAUAACAUUGAAAGAAACGAUUUCUUCGGGGCUAUGGCUAGGACUCCUUCUAUUUUGCCAAUUGAGAUAGCAGCACAUAUGGCUAAUCUUCUGAUAGACGGAUUUGAAUCUAGCUCGACGGUACUGACAUUCGUCCUUUAUGAACUGGCUGUAAAUCCAGAAUGCCAAACUAAGUUACGAAAUGAAGUACACAGUGUGUUAAAGAAGAAUGAAGAAAAUUUUACAUAUGAAGCAAUGCAGGACAUGGUUUAUCUGGACGCAUGUGUAAGGGAGGCCUUAAGGGUGCACCCAGGACUAGCUCAGUUAAGCAGAGUAUGCACUGAACAGUAUACAAUGACAUCGUCUGGCAAUGACUUCAGGAAUAUAAGCGUCACCGUAGAGAAGGGGACGGUCAUAAUCAUUCCCCUCCUCGGUUUGCAAAGAGACCCGAAAUAUUUUCCAUCGCCUGACAAGUUCAUUCCAGAGAGAUUUUUGGACAAGACUGAAGCUAACAAGAACGUCUACAUGCCUUUCGGUAGCGGCCCCAGAAUGUGCAUAGGUAGUCGAUUUGGAUUGUUGCAAGUCAAAAUCGGAAUAGCCCAGAUGAUAAGGAAUUUUGUAAUAACCCUGAACGAAAAGACAAUAUAUCCUAUGAAGUAUGAUCCGAUAUACUUCACACUGUACCCCAAAGGCGGAGUAUGGUUCAACUGCAAGAAAAUUAAAAUAAUACAAGUGUCAAACAUCAUUUUUGAAGAAGAUAACGAUACAGCAUCCUUAACAUUUAUCAUCAAUAUUCACGUAUCACAUAGUACCAAAUAUAGUGGACAGAAUAUUUUAGCAAACAUGUGCCUCUGGAUUUUUGUGUUUAUUUUAUUGCCCUUAGUGUACAUACUUUUUAACAAAUAUAAAUAUUGGAAGAGCAGGGGAGUUCCUGGGCCCAUGCCGCUUCCCUUCGUUGGUAAUAUUGGUGUCAGCAUCAUGGGCAGAAAAAAUAUAUUGGAAGUUUAUGCAGAUAUUUAUCAUAAGUACGAGGAUUGUCCUUUUGUGGGAGUUUAUAGGAUGUUACAACCAUGUCUACUGAUUAGAGACCCGGAGAUAAUAAAAAACGUUUUGAUCAAGGACUUCAGCCACUUUACAGAUAACGAGAUCAUCGUUUAUAAAGAUAUGGAUCCUCUUAUAAGUUCACACAUAUUCAUUCUGAAAGGAGAAGAAUGGAAGAGAGCGAGACAGUUCAUAUCUCCACAUUUUGCAAGUGGAAAGAUUAAAACCAUGUUUCCUCUCGCCGAAAACGUAAGCAAAAAUUUCGUCAAGUAUUUGGAGAAGCAAGGAGAAACUCCCAUAGAUGCUAAAGAUGCCUUUACAAAAUAUAGCUGCGAUUUAGUGGCAGUUUGUGGAUUUGGAAUAGAAGGAAAAAGUUUUGACGAUUCAGAGGCAGAGUUUAUAACCUUGGCUCGCAAAUUUACCACGCCAGGCAUUUCCUUGCAAGGAAUCAAGUUAAUUCUUGCAUUUUUUAUGCCGAAACUUAUAAAAGCAAAACUAGUACCUAAGAGCUUUGACGAGGGAAUACUGGCAUUAACUGACAGUACACUUAAAUACAGAACUGAAAAUAAAAUUGAAAGAAACGAUUUCUUCGGGUCUGUAGCCAAAACCCCUUCUAUUUUGCCAAAUAAAAUAGCGGCACAUAUGGCUAAUCUUAUCGUAGACGGAUUUGAAUCUAGUUCGACGGUCCUGACGUUUGUCCUUUAUGAACUGGCUGUAAAUCCAGACUGCCAAACCAAGUUACGGAAUGAAAUUAACAAUGUGUUUGAAAAGUACGACGAAAAUUUUACAUAUGAUGCCAUGCAGGACAUGGUUUAUCUCGACGCAUGUAUAAAGGAAGCCUUAAGGUUAUAUCCGGGACAGCUGACCAAAGUGUGCAAUGAACGAUACACGAUGACAUCGUCCAGCAAAGACUUAAAACAUAUGAGAGUUACAGUGGAGGAAGGGACGACGAUUAUAAUUUCUCUCUUCGGUAUGCACAGGGAUCCGAAAUAUUUUCCAUCUCCAGAUAAGUUUAUUCCAGAGAGAUUUUUGGAUAGAACUGAAAUUAACAAAGAUGUAUACAUGCCUUUUGGUAACGGACCUAGGAUGUGUAUGGGAAAUCGAUUUGGAUUGUUACAAGUGAAGACUGGAUUAACUCAGAUGAUAAGGAAUUUUGAAGUAACUCUAAAUGAAAAAACAGUUUAUCCCAUGAAGUAUGAUCCCUUGUAUUUUACAUUGUAUCCCAAAGGAGGUGUUUGGCUCAAUUGCAAGAAAAUUAGAGUUAGUGGAUAACAGCAGCUGUACUGGAUAACUUCAGAAUUAUCUUCACAUAGCACGCACUACUUAAAAAUUGUUUGCUAUUUUUAAUAAACUUUUAAAUAUUGUC
This is a messenger RNA of Anoplophora glabripennis (Asian longhorned beetle), 3208 nucleotides long. RefSeq lists its product as uncharacterized. Lineage: Eukaryota; Metazoa; Arthropoda; Insecta; Coleoptera; Cerambycidae. Gene Ontology annotation, molecular function: heme binding; iron ion binding; monooxygenase activity. The record is from RefSeq and is a predicted model, not a curated record. The transcript has 14 exons. Bases 61 to 3114 code for a protein of 1017 amino acids.